AUGUCAAAUCUCAACAAGCUUGACUUUGUUGCUUUGGAAGUUUCCGGAAGGAACUACCUCAAGUGGACCCAGGAUGUCAAGCUCCAUUUGACUGCAAAUAAGAUGAGAUCAACAAUUAAUGCUGACAACAUCGCCCCUGAAGAUAUGAAGGUUGCGCUAGAAGAGCGAUUCAACCAUCAGAGGACUAUCUACUUGCCAGAAGCAAGACACGACUGGCAGAACAUACGUUUCCAGGAUUUCAAGAUUGUCAAUGAGUAUAACUCUGAAAUCUGCAGGAUUCGGUCACUCCUAAAAUUUUGUGGAGAAGAGCUCACAGAAGUUGAUCUGUUGGAGAAAACUUUCUCCACCUUCCCUUUUUCCUGUAUGGACCUGCAACAACAAUAUAGGGAGAGGAACUUUGCUAGAUUCUCAGAAUUGGUCACCGUCCUGUUGCUCGCUGAAAAGAACAACUACCUACUUUUGAGGAAUGAUCAAGCAAGGCCCACCGGUACCAGAGCAGUUCCUUUGCCUGAAGCAAAUGCUAUUGCCCAUCGCGAAAAUAACCACGCAAGGAGAAACGGGGGUCGUGGAAGGGGAAGGAGGCCUGAACGUCCGAGACAUGGAAGGAGACAUGGGCCCAUAUGA
Messenger RNA from Rosa chinensis, 624 nucleotides. RefSeq lists its product as uncharacterized. NCBI's taxonomy places the organism in Eukaryota, Viridiplantae, Streptophyta, Magnoliopsida, Rosales, Rosaceae. The transcript is spliced from 2 exons. The record is from RefSeq and is a predicted model, not a curated record. Bases 1 to 624 code for a protein of 207 amino acids.